This is a messenger RNA of Lasiosphaeria miniovina, 396 nucleotides long. RefSeq names its product ankyrin repeat-containing domain protein. The record is from RefSeq and is a predicted model, not a curated record. NCBI's taxonomy places the organism in Eukaryota, Fungi, Ascomycota, Sordariomycetes, Sordariales, Lasiosphaeriaceae. Gene Ontology annotation, molecular function: protein binding. The annotation marks the transcript as partial. The transcript has a single exon.
AAGGAUUUUGAUGGGCGGACGCCGCUGUCGAGGGCGGCUGAGAACGGGCACGAGGCCGUUACGCGGCUGCUCCUCGAGAAGGGCGCCGCCGUCGACGCCAAGGGUUUAUAUGGGCGGACGCCGCUGUCGAGGGCGGCUGAGAACGGGCACGAGGCCGUUACGCGGCUGCUCCUCGAGAAGGGCGCCGCCGUCGACGCCAAGGAUUUAUAUGGGCAGACGCCGCUGUCGAGGGCGGCUGAGAACGGGCACGAGGCCGUUACGCGGCUGCUCCUCGAGAAGGGCGCCGCCGUCGACGCCAAGGAUUUUGAUGGGCGGACGCCGCUGUCGAGGGCGGCUGAGAACGGGCACGAGGCCGUUACGCGGCUGCUCAGGUCACAUCCUUCUCAAUCUGCUUAA